AGUGCGCUGUGGUCAUUUCCGGCAGUAUCAAACAUGGAGUCGUAUGGACCAAAGCUGAGUCUGUGGGAGGACGGGCCGAAGCCGGGACAAUUCUACUCUUUCCCCGGGAGCAGCAGCGGUGGGCCGGGCACCUCCUGUGGGCCAGUCCGACACACAUUGAACCCGAUGGUCACAGGAACGUCGGUGCUCGGCGUGAAGUUCACUGGUGGCGUGGUGAUUGCCGCAGACAUGCUUGGCUCGUAUGGCUCUCUGGCUCGCUUCAGGAACAUUUCCCGCCUCAUGAAGGUGAACAACAGCACCAUCCUGGGGGCGUCGGGUGACUACGCCGACUACCAGCACCUCAAACAGGUCAUCGAGCAGAUGGUGAUCGAUGAGGAGCUGCUGGGUGACGGGCACAGCUACAGCCCGAAGGCCGUCCACUCGUGGCUCACCCGCGUCAUGUACAACCGCCGCAGCCGCAUGAACCCGCUGUGGAACACCGUGGUCAUCGGUGGCUUCUACAACGACGAGAGUUUCCUAGGUUAUGUUGACAAACUGGGCGUGGCUUAUGAGGCUCCCACUGUGGCCACAGGCUUUGGAGCAUACCUGGCUCAGCCUCUGAUGAGGGAGGUGGUGGAGAACAAGGUGGAAAUCACCAAGCAGGAGGCGCGGGAUCUGGUGGAGCGCUGCCUCAAGGUGCUGUACUACAGAGAUGCCCGCUCCUACAACAGACACGAAAUCGCCAUCGUCACCAAGGAGGGCGUGGAGAUCCUCGGGCCUCUGUCGUCUGAAACCAACUGGGACAUAGCCCACAUGGUCAGCGGGUUUGAAUGAAGAUGAUCUGCGUCUGCGGCAGAAAAUGAAACCUGCUCAUCCCGUCUGCUCACCUGUCCUCGGUUUGCUGUCUCUUUUGUAUGAUGGAAAAUAAAUGUGCUAAAUAAAAAGUGCCGUUUUUCUUG
Archocentrus centrarchus (flier cichlid) is the source of this 938-nucleotide messenger RNA. It is a transcript of the gene psmb4, whose product is annotated as proteasome 20S subunit beta 4. The record is from RefSeq and is a predicted model, not a curated record. NCBI's taxonomy places the organism in Eukaryota, Metazoa, Chordata, Actinopteri, Cichliformes, Cichlidae. Bases 34 to 813 code for a protein of 259 amino acids. The transcript is spliced from 8 exons. Gene Ontology annotation, cellular component: cytoplasm; proteasome core complex.